AUGGCUGGCAACUUCAAUGGGCACGUUGGACAACAUCCAGGGAACUCCCAUGGUGUGCAUGAUGGCAAUGGGUUUGGUUCCUGCAAUGAAGAGGAAACCAGGUUGUGGAAGUUCUGUGAUGGAAAUGAUCUUAUGAUCUGUAAUACUAACUUCAGGAAACUUGCCAGUCUUCUGUUCACCUACCAGUCUGGUGGCUACACUAGUCAGAUUGGCUACAUCCUCACCAGGAAACAAGAAAGGUGUCUACUUAUAAAUGCCAAAACUUCCCCAGGUGAAGAAUGCACCUCACAACAUAGGCUAAUUGUUAGCAACUUCAGUAUCAGGGCUAAAUGGUUGCCCAAUGUGGAAAAGAAAGGUCUGGAGGUUUAA
Molecule: messenger RNA, 369 nt
Organism: Octopus sinensis (East Asian common octopus)
Lineage: Eukaryota; Metazoa; Mollusca; Cephalopoda; Octopoda; Octopodidae
Product: craniofacial development protein 2-like
Exons: 1
Coding region: 1-369 (122 amino acids)
Biological process (GO): chromatin remodeling
Cellular component (GO): nucleus
Source: RefSeq, a predicted model, not a curated record